Messenger RNA from Baudoinia panamericana UAMH 10762, 2279 nucleotides. Its product is annotated as glycoside hydrolase family 2 protein. The transcript has a single exon. The record is from RefSeq and is a predicted model, not a curated record. The coding region runs from base 151 to 2109 and encodes 652 amino acids. Gene Ontology annotation, biological process: carbohydrate metabolic process. Gene Ontology annotation, molecular function: hydrolase activity, hydrolyzing O-glycosyl compounds. Lineage: Eukaryota; Fungi; Ascomycota; Dothideomycetes; Mycosphaerellales; Teratosphaeriaceae.
AAUACCAAUGUUGUUGAUUAAUCCAACGCCUAGUCCACGACAAGCCAUUGCUUAGCGUCUGCUGACUGACCCCAUUCGCGUGGGCUGUGCUCCAACAUCUUAAGUCACCCGGCUUUAUUUAGUCCUGGAGGUAUCCCGCCGCCUCCUCCAAUGGAAGGCUACCCUCGCCCGGACUUCCAGCGGUCCGACUUACACUGGGAGAGCCUCAACGGACCGUGGGAUUUCGUCUUCGACGACAAAGACGUAGGUCUCCAUGACGGCUGGCAGCAAAGCGGCAUCUCUCGCAAAUCCGACAAGCGCACAAUCCACGUCCCCUACGUCUUCCAAUGUUCCGCUUCCGGCAUCCACGAGCGAGGCGUGCACGAAGUGCUCUGGUAUGAACGUCAGAUUCAAGACUUGCGAAGCGCCGCGCAAAGACAGCGAGGUGAUCGCCUUCUCGUCCGUUUUGGAGCCGCAGACUAUGAAGCCAAGAUCUGGCUCGACGGGCAGUACGUGGGCGAGCACCAAGGCGGCCAUGUCCCGUUCGAUAUCGACCUCACGGAAGCCGUGGCGUUCAGCGGGUCGACCAAGUCGCAUAGGCUUACCGUCCGCGUCUUUGACUCCGCAUCUGACCUAAGUCAGCCCCGGGGCAAGCAGUUCUGGGGCCCCCAGUCCGAAAGUAUCUUCUACACACCUUCAAGCGGCAUCUGGCAGAGCGUCUGGCUGGAAAGUGUGCCGCGCCUGCGCAUCGCAGAUAGCAGCCACGGCACUACGAUUCUCUCCCACAACGUCGACCUCGGCGCCAUCGACGCGAGAAUAGCAGUUCAAGGGCGACGCACACAGGUCAAGUGCAUGAUCGAGCUCGAAAUCCGUCUAGCAGGUAUCCUCGUCAGCCGCUCCGACCGCAGAGAAGUGCCGAGAGAUGAAGCGUUCGUGCAAUUCAACCACAAUAUGCGCCUCAGCCCCGAACCACCCGACCUGCCUCCUCUCGAACUCACGCGCGAAACUGCGCUCCUCGGCGACCGGACAUUUUGGCGUAACGGCAUCGCGCUCUGGUCGCCAGAACAUCCGACGCUGUAUGAUCUGACCAUUCGCCUUUUCGAUUCUGACAACACACUUCUUGACAUUGUCCAUACGACAACCGGCAUGCGCUCUCUCACCUGGAAUCGCGGGGACGGAACAUUCCGUCUCAACAACCGUCCCUACUUCCAAGCUCUACUCUUAGAUCAAGGCUACUGGCCUGACACGCUUAUGACGCCGCCCUCCCAAGACGCGCUGAAACAGGACAUUCUCCUCCAGAAGUCGCUGGGUUUCAACGGCUGCCGUAAACACCAGAAAGUCGAGGACCCGGCCUUCCUUUACUGGGCGGACAAGCUGGGUUUCCUCGUUUGGGGCGAGAUGGCGUCGUGUCAUAACUUUAGCGUGACGGGGUGUGAGCGGUUCGAGAAGGAGUGGCUGGAGAGCGUGAAGAGGGAUAUCAAUCACCCUUCUCUUGUCUGUUGGACGCCUGUUAAUGAAAGCUGGGGUUAUGGAGAGCUGGAGAAGAAUGCGAGGCAGAGAGAUCAUCUGAGGAGUCUGUACUAUCAAACAAGAUUCCUCGACCCGAGUAGGCCCGUCAAUGAUAACUGUGGGUGGGAACACGUGGUCACGGAUCUAUCUACUUUCCACGACUAUGCGGAUGCGAAGGGGAUGGCAGAGCGGUGUACAGAUCUUCAGUCGAUCUUCGCUCGCGGGAGAGGGAUGUUCUUACCUCCCCUUCAUGGUCCGUCACCCGGGAAGGAAGACCCGGGCAGUCGGCAUGUAAAGGGAGCGCCGGUGAUGUGUACGGAGUUCGGCGGGGUAAAUGUUGAUGUUGCGGGCCGGAACGAUGAGGGGAGGAAGGGCAAUUGGGGCUAUAGUACUGCGACGGAUGGGAAGGAUCUGCUGGGCAGAUUUGAGGAGCUGAUGAUGGCGGUGGUGAGGGAGGGAGAUGUUUGUGGGGUUGUGUGGACGCAAUUCGCUGAUGUGGAGCAAGAGGCUAAUGGGCUUGUUACUGCGGAGCGCGUGCCGAAGAUGGAAGUCGAGGCUUGUCGGAUGGUGGUGGAGAAGGUGAAAGGGAGGUAUUUUGGGAGGUUGAGGGCUUUUGGAUGAGGUUUUGAUCCCCAAGCUGCCGUUUGUGUACGACCUAUCUACAGGACUCUUCGCUGUUUGUUGCUGUACGCCGGACCUGCUGGAGGAAGAUCGAGGCCGUUUGUGGAGGGACGAACGCAUGGCAUCGGAAUUUAUCAUGCGCUGCUCUCGCUCCCAUCCGGGAAGUUUCG